Exophiala viscosa is the source of this 817-nucleotide messenger RNA. RefSeq lists its product as uncharacterized. The transcript has a single exon. Bases 84 to 764 code for a protein of 226 amino acids. The record is from RefSeq and is a predicted model, not a curated record. Lineage: Eukaryota; Fungi; Ascomycota; Eurotiomycetes; Chaetothyriales; Herpotrichiellaceae.
GGAAAGUCUGAAGAUAGCCAACUUGGACACUAAAGCAACACAAUAUCCCUAUCGCAAGGGUCGACAAAUAUAUCUCGACAACAAUGUCAGCUUUAUUCCCUGUAGCAGAAUAUGCCGAGGAUCAACGCUUUGCCGGCACUAUCCUCACCACGCAUGUUUUACAUCGAGGCUUCCAGUCCGGAGCUGUAAUGGGAGCAGCUGUCGGCGCUCUCAGGACAGUUCCCUUCAACUCGAUGUACUCGAGCAUCCUAAGACCUCGGCAGAAGCACAACUCGGCCAUUGAAGGCGCUUUCUCUGCCAGCAAUCGACCGACGACAUUGAAAACAGUCUUCUCACAUCCAGCCGCCACUUUUCAAGCCACGAGACCGUCGCGGCAAUUCUUUUCUACGACUACUUCACAACUUCGUCUGCCCGUCAAUGCUCAGUCGACGACAGCGGCCUCAGCCAAGAUCCUACGGAGCACAGGUGUGGGCUCUGUCGUCGGACUCUCUGCCAUGGCCAUCAUGCUUCCCAUGAUGAUGCACGGCAAGGAGGAGAUUGAAUGGCAAGAUCGAAGUUAUCGGCUGCUGCACAAUAAAGGCCAGGUCGCAGUGGACACUUGGAGUCUAAUAGGCAUGACAACGGCCAUUGGGCUUGGGGCCAUUCGAGAUGCAGGAGUGGUGAAGCAAGGCUGGAGAGUGGUUGCCGGUCGACUCGGCGCGGGCAGCUUGAUCGGCGUUGGCGCUGGUCUAGCUGUGAAACAGCUUACGGAAGCAAACUUAUAGGAUUAUCGACAGCAUGUGUUGAAACAUAGCAAGCGAUGCGUCGGAACAGGCUC